Pocillopora meandrina is the source of this 315-nucleotide messenger RNA. Lineage: Eukaryota; Metazoa; Cnidaria; Anthozoa; Scleractinia; Pocilloporidae. The record is from the annotation of a GenBank genome assembly.
AUGGAUUUCAACUCAUGGAACAUUUUUUGGAGUUCGGCUUUCGGACUGUUAGCGGUACUGAUCGAUAUGGGAAACUUCUUCUCCAUCUGGGUAUUCAACCGACAGAGAUCCCGCAAACGAUCUUACUUUCUACUAAUCAGUUUGGCUGUUGCUGAUUUAAUGGUCGGAUUGUUCGCAAUUCCACUUUUUAUAACUCGGAGAAGCACGCGACAUUCCCAUUUGCGGUGGCUCGUGUCAACGUCUUUUGACGCUUUCACUGGUUUAACUUCCAUCUAUACACUAGCAGUCAUUUCCUUGGAGAGAAUGUUUGCCAUC